GCUACGAUUUGUUUCUCAUCGUUUUCCACGUGAAGUCAGUGGGGAUGAACGUGAAUGUGGAGGCGCUUCUGUCUUUAGUUUCUAAGCACAGACUGUUGUUUGAUAAACGCCACAGAUAUUACAAAAAUUUGGAAAGUAAAGAGCUGUUGUGGCUAGAAAUUGCGAGGAAGAUGGGAGUUGAUGUGAAUGCGGUUAAAUUUAAAUGGAGAAACCUACGAGAUACAUACAGGAAGAGGAAGCGAGAGGAGCUGGAGGAGUGUCGGAAUGAACAGGAUGUUAAAAAAAGGAAGCAAUGGAAGUUUAUGCAGAUGAUGGAGUUCCUCGAUGAAUCUUUUGAACUCGAAAGUGUUCACAGUAAUAUUGAGGGUCUUCACACCGCUAUUGAGGGCGUUCACGCCAAAAUUGAAGGCGUUUACACCAACAUUGAGGACAUUCACAAUCCCAUUGAGGGUAUUCACAACCCUAUUGAGGGCGUUCAAACCAAAAUUGAAGGUGUUCACCCAAACAUUGAGGACGUUCAUAUUCACAAACCUAUUGAGAGCAUUCACACCAAAAUUGAAGGGGUUUACACCAACAUUGAGGGUGUUCAAACCAAAAUUGAAUCUGUUCACACCAAAAUUGAGGGCGUUCAGAACCCAAUUAAGGACGUUCACACCAAUAUUGAGGCCGUUAACAGCAAUAUUGAGGGUGUUCACAACAUGCCCAACACUGAUGUGAAGGAUGACCAAGGAGAAGAAAGUGGGAGUGAAUCAGACAGCAUUAGUUCUGGAACAUGCUUGACCAGUCCAGUUGUGGUCAGGUCAAUCAAAAGGAAAAGAAAACGGGCAGAGACCCCAGACUGGAUGAAACGCUACCUGGCAGAAAAAGAUGUCAGGGACAAAAAAAGAGAACAACGCAGAGAGCAACGUAGACUUCUACAGCAAGAUGAUAUAUAUUUAUUUUUUGUAAGUUUGAUACCAGCAUUGAGAAGGAUGUCUCAACCCAAGCAGUCUGCUCUUAAACUCCAGAUUCUGAAAUUAGUGCAUGAUGCUGAGUUUGGACAGCCCUGCUAUCACAACCCAUCUCCAGAGCCCUACCACCAAGUUCCCCCUGCAGACUUUGUUCCAAAAUUAGAGCCGUAGAAUUUUUUUGUAUGUGUGUAUAUAUAUAUAUAUAUAUAUAUAUAUACACACAGAUUUGUGUGUGUGUGUGUGACCAUAUUAUAAAUAUAAUGUAUAGUUUGUAAUUUGUAUAUGUUUUAAAUAUACAGACUUGUUCUACUGCACAUUUGUCUUUGUAUUUGCUUGAUCAACUUAUUCGCACAAAUGUUUUAGAUGUCAUAUGACCCAAAAUAUUGAUAUUGUACAUAACCCCAGAAAUAAACAUUUAGU
Messenger RNA from Xyrauchen texanus (razorback sucker), 1370 nucleotides. RefSeq lists its product as uncharacterized. Gene Ontology annotation, molecular function: DNA binding. The transcript is spliced from 3 exons. Lineage: Eukaryota; Metazoa; Chordata; Actinopteri; Cypriniformes; Catostomidae. Gene Ontology annotation, cellular component: transcription regulator complex; nucleus. The record is from RefSeq and is a predicted model, not a curated record. Gene Ontology annotation, biological process: regulation of transcription by RNA polymerase II. Bases 45 to 1121 code for a protein of 358 amino acids.